Molecule: messenger RNA, 1443 nt
Organism: Zasmidium cellare ATCC 36951
Lineage: Eukaryota; Fungi; Ascomycota; Dothideomycetes; Mycosphaerellales; Mycosphaerellaceae
Exons: 4
Coding region: 1-1443 (480 amino acids)
Biological process (GO): transmembrane transport
Cellular component (GO): membrane
Molecular function (GO): transmembrane transporter activity
Source: RefSeq, a predicted model, not a curated record
AUGAAGAACAAGGUCUCGAAAGACGUCACUUUGUCCAUCCACUCCCAGAGCGGCGAGUUGGGUCCAAUCGUUUACGUCGAUCCCGAGAAAGAGAAGGCCGCAUUCAGAAAAUUCGACAAAUACGUCCUCCCCGUCUCUGUCAUCUUCAUGGUGCUCUCCAGUUUGGACAGAAACAACCUCGGAAACGCUAGAGUCUUUGGCUUCGACGAAGAAAUCGGCCUCAAGAAUGGCCAGUUCGGCAACAUACAGACGCUUUCCAGCCUUUGCACCAUCCUCUUCGAAGUCCCCUGGGUCCUCGCCGUCCGGCGCUUUGGCGCCAACAAAGCCCUCGGUGCCGCUUUUGCCAGCUGGAGCGCAGCGACACUCGGCACGGCGUUCAUCCACAACUAUGCUCAAGCCGUCAUCGUACGCAUGAUCCUGAACACCGCCGAAGCCGGUCUCGCACAGGGUUUCGCAUAUCUCUUCUCGACCAUCUACCCGCGUCACCUAGCCGGCAAACGUAUCAUCACGACGAAUCUCGCCAUGUGCAUCUCCGGCGCUUUCGGCGGCCUCUUCGCGUACGCUGUCCGAACCAUGGGGACGAGGAACGGACUUUCGGCUUGGAGGUGGUUGUUCAUUGUAGAGUUCUGCAUCACCAUCAUCGUUGGAGGUGUCGGCUGGAUCUUUCUCCCUGCCUCUGCGGAGUCGGCCUGGUUCCUGAGUGCCGAGGAAAAAGAGACGAUGAGACUGCGAAAGGAGCGCGAUCGGAUGUUUCGAGGGGCGGAUAAGUUUGAUAGAAGGUGGAUCAAGCUUACACUGAAAGAUCCUUUUGUGUAUCUGCUGGGGAUUGCGUUCUUCACGUCGUCGGUGGCGAUUAACGGAUUUGGGGUCUUUUUGCCAACGAUCCUAGCUGGGCUUGGCUAUGCUUCCCUCCAAGUCAACUACAUGACGAUCCCUGUCUACGUUGUGGGAGCGAUCUCCCUCGUCACGAUAGUCUUCUUGUCCGACAGGUUUAAGAGACGUGGCGUCUUCAUCAUGGGCUGUUGUGCACCGGUGGCGAUUGGAUACCUCAUCUGCGUGGCAACUCCGAAUCAACACGCUGGCUAUGCGGGAAUGUUCAUUCUCGUUCUCGGCAUAUUCCCCAUCUCCACCCUGGCCGUCACCUGGAUCGCAACCAACCUCGCUCCCGACGACAAGCGAGCAUUCGGCAUGCCUCUGGCGUACUCGAUCGGGAAUAUUUCCAACCUCAUGUCGUCGCAGCUCUAUCCCACACAGCAGGGUCCAAGGUACAUUGUUGGCAAUACGGUUUCUGCUGGUUUGACAAUUGUAGCGGCCUUCCUGUAUGGAUCUUGCUGGCUACUCCUAAAGAUAAGGAACCAGAGGAAGGAGAGGCUGAUUGCAGACGGAGUGACGACGAAUGGGCUGGAAGGGGAUAUGAGUCUGGACAGUAUGUAUAUUCUUUGA